Messenger RNA from Megalobrama amblycephala (Wuchang bream), 3319 nucleotides. RefSeq names its product protein phosphatase 2, regulatory subunit B, gamma a (gene ppp2r2ca). Gene Ontology annotation, cellular component: protein phosphatase type 2A complex; cytosol. Lineage: Eukaryota; Metazoa; Chordata; Actinopteri; Cypriniformes; Xenocyprididae. The transcript has 9 exons. Gene Ontology annotation, biological process: peptidyl-serine dephosphorylation. The record is from RefSeq and is a predicted model, not a curated record. Bases 829 to 2175 code for a protein of 448 amino acids. Gene Ontology annotation, molecular function: protein phosphatase regulator activity; protein binding.
CUCUGAUUUCCUCAUCUACUCUCCUCUCCAAGCUCAUUCCUCUUGUCACCUGCAGUGGGAGGAGCAGCUGGGGAUAGCUGAGCUCUGAUUGGCCGAGCAGGGAGGAGGCUUCUGUGACAUCGUGAUGCUGUGCAGAUGCUCAGCAGCAGUGGUAGUCGAGAAAGACAGGCUGGCGGUAUCCUCUCUCUCUCUCCCUAUUUCUCUCCCUCCCCCCUCUUUUUCAUCUUUCCUUUCCCUUCACGCACAAGCACGCAUACACACACGCGCACUCCGUCACACUGCAGCAGAAGGGAGAGGACACACCGUGAAGCUGUGAGGUAGGACCAGGCCUAUCCUCUUCCUACUCAUCCCUCCUGUGAAAGACAACCUGUCUCUCUCUCCUCCGCUAUCCUCUUCUCUCCUUCGAGGACCACCGCACACAGGGAGCGCCUGGAAAAGGACUUACCGCAGCACGACGGAUCUACGGAUCACACACCUACAUCCUCUUUUUUUUUUUCUUUUUUUUUUCCUCUGCGUUUCUUGUUGCCAGGCAGUGUUGGCUGAGCGUCAGGACGUUCGCUCAAGCAUGUGUGCGUAUGACAAGGUGCUUUUCUCCAGCUGACUGAACGUUUUUUCCUCCCUUUUCCCUGUCUGUACGUGGCAUCCUUCGCACCUUCAUCGUUUGCCGCUCAGCUUCCUCCUCACAAAGGCGGACCGUAUCCCAGGAUGCCGUGCGGCAGGCCACUCUGCUAGGCCGCAGCAGCAUGGGCAAAGCACCGGGGGGGUGGGACAGCACGGAUUGGACGGCUCUGCUCCGGACGGGCGCGCUUACGCACUCAGCCGCUUCCGAUGGGUGAGGACGGUGAGAGCCCCAAAAUCAAUCACAGCUUCCUCCGAGACUAUGUCACAGAAGCUGAUGUCAUAUCUACUGUGGAGUUUAACCAGACGGGGGAUCUGCUGGCCACAGGGGAUAAGGGGGGAAGAGUGGUCAUCUUCCAGAGAGAGACAGAGUCUAAAGGUGAAUCUGAAGAGCUGGGAGAAUCGGGUGAGUAUAAUGUCUACAGUACGUUCCAGAGUCACGAACCGGACUUUGACUACCUGAAGAGUUUGGAAAUUGAGGAGAAGAUCAAUAAGAUCCGCUGGCUGCCACAGCAAAAUGCUGCCCACUUUCUCCUCUCUACCAACGAUAAAACGAUAAAGCUAUGGAAGGUGAGCGAGAGAGACAAGCGGCCAGAGGGCUACAAUCUGAAGGACGAAGAAGGGCGAAUAAAGGAUAUCUCCACAGUGACCUCAUUACGGGUGCCGGUACUGAAGCCCACUGACCUGAUGGUUGAAGUGCGGCCAAGGAGAAUCUUUGCUAAUGGCCACACCUACCACGUCAACUCCAUCUCGGUCAAUAGCGAUGGCGAGACAUAUCUGUCUGCUGAUGAUCUCAGGAUCAACAUGUGGCAUCUGGACAUCACAGACCGAAGCUUCAACAUUGUGGACAUUAAGCCUGCCAAUAUGGAGGACCUGACGGAGGUGAUAACAGCUGCAGAGUUCCACCCACAUCACUGCCACCUGUUUGUAUACAGCAGCAGUAAAGGCACACUGCGCCUCUGUGACAUGAGAGAGUCGGCCCUCUGUGACAAGCACUCCAAAAUCUUUGAGGAGCCAGAAGAUCCAGGCAAUCGAUCUUUCUUCUCUGAGAUCAUCUCUUCAGUUUCUGAUGUCAAGUUCAGCCAUAGUGGACGUUAUCUGCUCACCAGAGACUACUUGACUGUCAAAGUAUGGGACCUCAACAUGGAGAAGGGCCCAGUGGAGACCUACCAAGUUCAUGAGUACCUAAGAAGUAAACUCUGCUCUUUGUAUGAAAAUGACUGCAUCUUUGACAAGUUUGAGUGCGUCUGGAACAGCACAGACAGUGUAAUCAUGACAGGAGCGUAUAACAGUUUUUUCCGGAUGUUUGAUCGCGAGACCGGUCGCGGUGUAACCCUUGAGGCAUGGCGUGAGAGCAGUAAACCGCGGGCCGUGCUGCGGACUCGCCGCGUUUACACCGGGGGCCGCCGUCGAAGGGGCGACGUGGGCGUGGACAGUCUGGACUUCACAAAAAAGAUUCUGCACAUGGCUUGGCACCCAGCUGAAAACAUCAUCGCCAUAGCAGCCACUAACAACCUCUAUAUCUUUCAGGACAGGGUCAACCCAGAAAACCAGUGACAAGAGAUGUUUAGGGGGUUGCAGUAAUGCUCUUCACAGGGCCACACGCAUUCAAAUCAUGCGCACAUAUCAAAUUCAUCCUUUAAAACACACACAUUAUUGGUCCUGUGGAGAUGGACAUAAUUGCCAGACCCUGAAAGUACACAGAUGGACUUUGCAGUUAAGCCGUUCCAGGAGAGCAGUUAUGUAUAGCCGAUGACUUUAUCUGAUAACUAUUUGGUUAAUUACACCGCCAGGAAUGUUGCCAAUGAGCUACGACACGUGGAAUUUUACGAUUGGCAUCACGGUCAGCCAAUCCUGAAAUCCUUUGAUAUGUGAUGGAUGGUGUUGACAGCCAAUCCCUGACUGCGCUGAUCGUGAUUGACGGCUGAUUUGGAUAAGGGGUGGUGCCUUUGGGCUGAAGACUAGGAAUGAGACCGCUCCACUCCUCUGUGCCAGGUUGCCAUGGACACCAGUUGUCAUGGUAACAAGAGUGCUCUGAGCAGUCUUCCUAUCACGUGCUUCCCAAAAAAACCUAUCCCACAAUGCAUCUGCUAUAAGAGCCCUCAUUUUACUUCGCAUCGAAUUGACCAUUUGUGGAAACAUGGAUGCCUAUGACCGAAUCACUAUAUCUCACACCUGGAGGAGGUUUAAAUUCUAAUACUUGUCUCAAACGGAAGGAUUGCUUCACUACUUCAUCAGAACACUGUCUUAACCGGUUUACACCUCAUAAUGGGUUACAUUUACACCUGUAUGGUAAGAAAGUGAAAGGUAUUGGUCAAUCUCAAAAAAAUACUCAAUCUCCUCACACUGUUAGCACGCUUUCAGAAAGGCCUCCUGCAGCGCUGUGCACGGUAACUUACACGUGUUAGGGUCAAACUCCAGCUCUGGUCUCUCACAGUAAAGCACUGCCUUUGUAUUUAUGAUUGUAGCUACUUUAUGGAUCCCUCAAAAAGGAAAUUGAAACAAUCAUGUGGGAAAAAUAAAUGACAAAUUUAGUGACACAGGCUAUAAAACAAUGCAGACAUAUACCGUUCAGAAGUUUUAGAUCAGUAAGAUUUUUUUUAAUGUUUUUAAAAGUAGUCUCUUCACCAAGGCUGGAUUUAUUUGAUCCAAAAUACAGCAAAAACAGUAACAUUGUGAAAUAUCUUUACAAAUUCAAAUA